Molecule: messenger RNA, 522 nt
Organism: Haliotis rubra (blacklip abalone)
Lineage: Eukaryota; Metazoa; Mollusca; Gastropoda; Lepetellida; Haliotidae
Product: F-box/LRR-repeat protein 21-like
Exons: 1
Coding region: 1-522 (173 amino acids)
Biological process (GO): SCF-dependent proteasomal ubiquitin-dependent protein catabolic process; positive regulation of protein ubiquitination
Cellular component (GO): SCF ubiquitin ligase complex
Molecular function (GO): protein binding
Source: RefSeq, a predicted model, not a curated record
AUGGACACCAUACCAUGGAACACCCUGCCAGAUCAUGCUAUCAUCACAAUACUGUCCUACCUCAGCCGGGAGGACAGUGCUAGAGCGGGCACCACCUGCACGACAUGGCACCGUUGUUACAGAAGCCCACAGCUCUGGCACACCUCAACCCUCAACUUCCAGCAACCUCGCGACGGCAAGUCUCUCCUGUGGCUCGCCCAGUUUGCCCAAAACAUGAGGACUGUGCGAGUCCUGUUAAACCAGCAUGAAACGGAGAAUAGACGCAAUGCCUGCGAAGCUCUUGAUAUACUCUCCAAUGCCGAGGGAAGACAGUUGAUGAAGUUGUGUAUUGAGUUCACGGGAGACAACCCGCUCUUCUUAAAUGGCCAGGAUUUUGUUGAUGCUUUGAAAGCAUUAUUUGACCGCCACGUGGACUCUACCCGGUGGCAAUUAAAACACGUGCAGCUUAGUGGUCUGGCAGUGUCGUAUGACACCACUGUCUUUGACUCAUUGUCGGAAAACAAUCCUUACUGCAAUUUCUAG